CUCGCGUUCGCUGCUUCGCCUGUACCGCACUCACUCCGCAUGCAAGCCCCGUGUUGCUCACUUUGCCUCACUUAUGAGGAUCGUGUCCUUGAUUUAUGGCCAGGCCACUCUUUAUUUACGCCUGAAUCACUGUCCGGACUCCGCUCAUCCGUUGCCGAGUUCACGCGUUGAGUACCGCUCCUGAUCCGAGCCCGACUCCGCUACCUCCGCGCGAGCAGCACCUAUCCCGCCCCAAUAGCUACACCAAGAACAGUCUUUACCAAACUUUUCGGACCUGGAGCUCAUUGCUCACACUCUUGUUGCAUGACCUCGGGGACACAGCGGCUGGGUCAUCAAAACACACACUGAAGUUCACGCAAUACAUGCUCGUUCACCAUCACCCGGCCAUUCUGCGCAUUCGAACGGAGGCGCUCCAUCUCAAUCCCACUUCCCCUCGUCUUCUGGCCUCCCAAUCAUGCAGCCCCACGAGUCUGCGACGCCUAUGGGACCCCCGUCUACAACCGUCCGACAGCAGUCGCAAAAGCGCCCUCUUGACUCUUCCCCAGUUACACCGUCAAAGCGACGCCGGAUUCUACCAUUCCCAUCGACAGGGUCCCAGAGGACUCCGGCGUCCACCCAAAUAUCCAUCACUUCCACUCCUCUGUCCGGCCCGCGCACCAGGACAGAGCUAGAUCGGUACCACGAAGAUGUAAAGAGGGACGCGCAUCGGAUUCGCGUGGUGAAGAAUCAGCUGGAUAAUCUUCAGCCGGGUGUAGACGCAGAUCCACGGAGCUCACCGGAGACCACCUCGGAAUCGGCAUCAAUGACUACAAAACAGGCCAUCAAGCUGCUGCAAAAGAUUUUGAAGGAAGAUAAACUGAUCAAGCACCUUGAGGCGGAACGCAGGGAGAUUGACCCCAAGAAGCGCGGCCCCCAACGCUCUGACCAGGACGGUGUCGUCAAAUCCUCCCGGAACAAAGAGAAGACAAGACGUGCAAAAUUGAGCGAAGACAUUAGAAAGGCCCGCAGAAGGAUUGGGUACACCUGGGCUAGGCUUCGAGAGGCCCAAAUCGUCACCGAGCCUGAUAUCCUACCCACAACCACAAGCACAUUCGAGGAAGACACGUCCUCAAUGCCAUCUCCUAUCGGGUCGAUGGCGGUCCAAGCAGAGGCAGAAGGUGAUACCGGUGAAAUGGCAGAGAACUCCGAUAGUGAGCCUAUGCUUCCUGCGGGCCGGACUGUUGCUCGGUCGAUCAUGUCGCCUUCCGUCCCCCCGGAACCAUCCCAGGAAGUGGAAAGCCGCAAUGUCAAGGAAGACAAAGAUAUCUCGGAAAGUCCUGUUGCAAAUGGCAAUGCCGAUACAGACUCAGAUAAAGAACAAGCGUCUGUUGAAAAGCAGGUGGCCCGAGAGCUUGAAUCCCUUUCAAAGUUGGCACAGGACAGACCCGCUCUCCUCACCGCGCAAAAACCUAAUCGUAGGAUUGCUCGUGCCCCUCGUCGAUCAAUCUACACGCCGGAUUCGGGUGAUGACGAAGACCGGCCUGAAGCAAGGCUUCACGAACGGACCUCAACACACACUACGACGGAGGCAGCUGCACCCAGUGUCAGCAUACCAUCUGACCAAGCGGCGGAAAAGACGACGCACCCCAUUAGCCCUAAUGCUGGGGAGAUCCCAGGGAAGACGCCCUUGCAAAAGUCCGAGGACGACAUUUCUGAUAACGAGGAGGUUGAAGACAGCUCAGAAAAUGAAGAAGAAAAAGGCGACGUGAGAAUCAAGGUGGAAACGGAUGACGAUGAUAGCUCCGAUGAGGGUGACAGCUCCAACGGCACGGAUAGCUCCGAUGACGAGGAUGAAAGUGCAACCAGCGAUGCAGAAGUCAAUGUGAAAGCCGGUGAGGAUGAAGAUGAUAGCGAAAGUGAGAAGGACGAUAAUGAAGGCAGCGAUGUUGAAAUCAAGGUGGAGGUGGAGGACGAGGAAGCUAGUGAGAGUAGUGAAGGUCUGAGAGGAGUGCAAGAUGAUCAAGAUAAAGAAGAUACGGGCAAUACGGGAGACAUGGGCCCGGAGCAAGAAGGCGACCACAGUCAAAACGUCAUUCCAUCGGGUCAACCCGAACCACCAGCAUCUUCAAGGCCUAGCACGGGCUUGUUCGAGCGCAUGAACGGCAUCCAAACCUCUGGCUCCUUCGAAGAAAUGAUGGCGGGACUGCGACAGGCGGCCGCCGAACGAGAGAGACAGGCAGCGCUGAAGGACCAGGCAUCAAACUCUGACUCGUCCGACUCGUCCGAUGAUGAAUCCAUGCCCGACUGGUCCCCGGAGCCAGAUGCAAAACCAUAUUUUGCCUGAUCCUGCGUGCAACAGAAGGAACGAGAGAAUUGACUUUAGGGGGGAGCACUCAUGUCGUUCACCACUUCAGUUCCAUCUACUUUCGUGGUGGUUCGUGUUGGACUCUACGAGCGGCCGAUAGCAACACUUGUUUAACCCACCUGUACAUUUCAAUUGAAAAUAUUACCUUCCAUUCAGCCCACAAGAGGCCCUGUCUUCGAAAUUUCCAUUUCGGAUUCUUACCUGUCUGCCCUGUAUAGACUAUGUGCCCGGGCGUUACCCGGACACUUGUUACCGA
Messenger RNA from Penicillium brasilianum, 2600 nucleotides. The record is from the annotation of a GenBank genome assembly. NCBI's taxonomy places the organism in Eukaryota, Fungi, Ascomycota, Eurotiomycetes, Eurotiales, Aspergillaceae.